Messenger RNA from Knipowitschia caucasica, 1005 nucleotides. NCBI's taxonomy places the organism in Eukaryota, Metazoa, Chordata, Actinopteri, Gobiiformes, Gobiidae. The record is from the annotation of a GenBank genome assembly.
AUGCCAGAAUACACCUGGACCCCCUUCUCACCACACGCUCACAACAGUCCACAGUGGACCUACUCCUACCAUGAUCGGCCCACGCACGAUUGGAGGGGCCACAACCGCAGGCCCCCCCGGGGCCAGCGGGAGGACAACUAUUACCGGGAUGAGUGCUGGAGAGAGAGGCGAGGGGGUUCCCCGUGGGAGCGUGGCCCCCGGAGACGGCCUGAGGAUCCAGAAACGAGCACGCAAGAGGCCGAAAAUACUCCUAUCCCCUCCAAUAACGCACCCACCGUUCAAGAACACAGGAACGAGACCGGAACAUCGGGGAGAAAGAGGGGUGUAAGAGUUGGCUUCCCCCAGGAACCCUUCACACAGCCGCCCACUCACAUGUCCCCACCAGAGUCCACAACAAACUCGCCCGGGCCGUCGCAGCGGAUAUCACACUCCCCGCUAGCGGACCACACCCCAGCUGGCUCUCCGCCAACGUCACAAGAAGACCUGGAGCGAGCCGCGGACUCCGGCACUGACGAGGAAGAGGGACAAAAUGUCUACAAAAUAGAAAAACACAAAGUUACUAACAGGAAGAGUGUGGACUGGUCCCUGAAUGUGACCAGGCCCGUUUUGAUCCUGGGGGACUCCAAUGUCGCCAGGAUCAAACAACACGCCUUCCCCUCCCUACAAAUAGACAGUUUCCCCGGUGCCAAUCUCCUCCAUGCUGCAGAGCUCCUCAGCCACACACCAAACCAGCCCCAGGUGGAGAGUGUCGUUCUUUCCUUUGGGAUAAACAACAGACAGCAAAAGCAGAGCGAAACAUGCAUAAAGCAAAUGCAGAGGCUAAUGAGGGAGGCAAAAAAGGCCUUUCCAAAUGCCAAUAUUAAGAUAGCAACAGACUCCGGGGCGGAUCCGCAUUCGGUCCGCCACAUCCGCCCCAGAAUCAAAUCCGCAGAGCGGACCCGCGGCGGAUUCAAACCAGAUCCACAGAGCGGACGCUCUCUAACCUCCGCAGAGAUCUGCGUGUGA